CUUGCAGGAAACAGUGAACAGAGAAAUCAUGAGAAAGAAGAAAAAGAACUUCUUCUUAAAAUGCCUGAUCUGGAUGAGGAUUUUGAGUUUCUAAUUGAAGAUCAAGCAAAAGAACUGACUAAAUUAAGGCAGAAGUUGGAGGAAGGGAGAGACACUGCCUCCACGCUCCAUCAGAAUCUCAGCAGUCUCCUUGCUGAAGACGACCAACACAGAUGCCAGAUGGAGAAUCACAGACAUAUCCUCGCUGAUGGUUGCAGGCUGGCCAAGUGCCUGGCCCACACACUUAGCCCAGAUAAUCUACACAAUGUGGAUGAGGAUGAUAAAAUGAUCCUGGAUUCCAGUUUAUGGGAGCAGGAAGAAAAUGAACUUGGGCCAGAUUCACUAGAUGAAAAUUAUUUCCUUCCUACCUGUCUUCCUGAUGAGCCCGAGCCCGAUGAAUGUACAAGCAUUGUUACCUUCCCAUCACAGAAGCCUGAAGACCGCUCUGUUCUGGAUGGGUCCAGUGAGUACUGA
Messenger RNA from Octodon degus (degu), 513 nucleotides. Its product is annotated as neuroblastoma breakpoint family member 11-like. The transcript is spliced from 4 exons. The record is from RefSeq and is a predicted model, not a curated record. The coding region runs from base 61 to 513 and encodes 150 amino acids. NCBI's taxonomy places the organism in Eukaryota, Metazoa, Chordata, Mammalia, Rodentia, Octodontidae.